Messenger RNA from Rhopilema esculentum, 1827 nucleotides. RefSeq lists its product as uncharacterized. The record is from RefSeq and is a predicted model, not a curated record. Gene Ontology annotation, molecular function: structural constituent of ribosome. NCBI's taxonomy places the organism in Eukaryota, Metazoa, Cnidaria, Scyphozoa, Rhizostomeae, Rhizostomatidae. Gene Ontology annotation, cellular component: mitochondrial large ribosomal subunit; ribosome. Gene Ontology annotation, biological process: translation.
UCGAGUCUAUGAUGGCAAUGCUGACAAAAUGGCGGCAUGCUUAAGAUCCGUAAGGCACCUUUCCUCUAGAGAAUUGUUGGGUUUUCAGAUAGGAGGCAGACUGCCUAUCGUAAGAAUACUUUCAAAUGCUGUGAACGUAGAUCUAGGCAAAAAGUCUGGACGGGAGAAUGUGAAUCUCUUUGAAUGUUAUUUCAAGAGAAGCAUCAAGGAGGAGCAAAAUGUCAUCAAAACUGAAAUAGAAGACUUAACAACUCGAAUGGAAAAGGAAAGAUUGAAAACUAUAUCAAAAUAUACAGAAACCGAAUUGAAGCAAGGAUUAUGGACUGAAAAUUCUAGAAGAGCCGGUCUUGUUGGCAAAAAACUUGGAAUGACUCAAUUAUGGAGAAAAGAUGGCCGUCCUGUUAGAGUUACCCUCGUGCAGGUGAAAGAUAAUCAGGUCCUUGAUUCAAGAAUUGGAGUAGCAGAUGGUGGCAGUAAUCAUCAUACAGAAAUCAUUGUUGGUGGAUACAAUGAAGAAAAUCUUGAUGAGCUUUCAGAGGGAGAUUUUGGUCAAUAUGUUUCACAUAACGUCACACCCAAAAAGAAAUUGAGAGGUUUUCCUGUCACACAAGAUGCAUUAAUGCCAAGUGGUACUCAACUCCAUGCUGCACAUUUUGUCCCUGGACAGUAUGUGAGGGUAGUUGGAAUAAGCAAAAAGCUAGGAUUUCAAGGAGUAAUGAAAAGAUGGGGCAUGAAGGGUCAACCUAGAUCACAUGGACAGACAAAGACCCAUAGAAAAAUGGGUGCAACAGGAGGAGGCGGGACUCCAGGGAGAAUUUUUCCUGGAAAAAAGAUGGCAGGCCACACUGGAGGCAACAAAGUAUCACUGAGAUCUGUCAAGCUCUACCGCAUCAAUACAAAAUUCAAUGUUCUGUUUAUCAGUGGACAGAUACCAGGAGCAGAGGGUGACUUUGUCAAAAUUCAAGAUUCCAUGUCCAAGAAGCAAAAGUUUUCAUCACCUCCUCCAUUUCCAACUUAUAUUCCUGAUCCAGAAAAACCUCUUCCAGAGGACAUUUAUGCAGAAGAAAUUCACCCACUUACAGAUGGCUCUUUCACAUUCAAAGGAGAUGAAGCUUAACCUAAUGAAAAAUUGUGCAUUACAAACCCUCAUCUUUUUGCCUCAAUUUUUAUAAAACUCUCAUUAUGCCUCUUGACUUUUUAGUGUUCAUUUAAGCUGUGAAAAUUAAGUCUACCACAAAAAAGUAUUUGUAUAACAGAAACUUAGCAUUUGUUUCACUUAUUGAUCCUCUAUGAAACUGUUUUCAAACAAUCUACCACUCAACUAUUCAACUCUUCAUAUAUGUGGAUAGUAAAGCCGAUUCGAGAUAAAAUUCUGGGUUUUUACUUAAUUUUUAUUUCGAAUAGAGUAAAUUUUCUAGAUGAAAAUUACUUUUGGUUCCAAAAACUGGUGAAAAUAAAACAUUCUGUUUUCUUUCAAAAUUUUGACAGAAAGUUAUCUUGUCAACAAAAAUGUACACUAGCAAAGCUAAGAAUGUCAGCGUUCCAUGGACUAGGAUUUAUAUGACAAUGGUAGAGAGGGAUUAAUCUGACUCCUGUAAAGCAUGUCUGUAUACUCUUUUGGCAAACACUAAUGGUUUUGCAUGACUUAAGAUCCUUUUCCCUUGAAUCCAUGGAGUUUCUAACACAGAGAAUCGGAAAAAACUGAACAGGCAUGUCAUUGUUAAAUGAGUAGGUUGACAGAAACCCUUACCAAUGGUUUGUAUCAUGCAUUAAAUGCAACUUUUUGGCAACAAGCCCAGAGAAAACUUGACAAUUACCAGGAAAAAU